GAUCUAUCCAUCUUGAUUUUAUCGAACUCUAGUGUUUAUUGGGGAACUCUAGACUUCUGCAAUAUUGAUUAUUUUGUUUGUUUUGUGCUAAACCUUGUUCGGCUUAUUCAAUGUAGAAGUAUGAAUACCCGCAACAACCGUAACCGUCAGCCAUCCCCGCCUCUUUCUCUGCCUCGUCAUCAUCAGGCCCCUCCGGCCAUGGAUAUUACUCAGCUCAUAGUUCAGUUUCAGAGAAUGAAUGCACAACCUUUCGCGGGGACUGAGAACCCCACAGCGGUGCUAGAGUGGAUCAAAGAACUGGAUAAGAUCUUCACUGUACUUCCCCUCCCUGACCGACAACGGGUAUCCCACGCAGCUUAUCAGAUGAAAGAGGACGCUUCCGACUGGUGGAUUGACCACUGGGCUCGGAGGCCAGAGGCGGAGCUUCAUGCACUCUCUUGGGAGCAACUGAAGAUGAUGGUGCGUGGCAAGUUCCUUCCUCAGAGCUUUUCGGAUUGGAUGGAGCACGAGUUCUACCAUUUGCAGCAGGGCUCCACAAUGGAUGAGUAUAUUCGCACUUUCACACGAAUGUGCCUUUUUGCUGGUGAUGCGGUGAAUACCGAUGCAAAAAAGGCCAGCAAGUUUUUCAAGGGGCUCAAUCAGAGGAUCCGUGAACUGGUGGGGAGUCACGGACUAAUGUCUUACGCGGAUACCAUGAGUCGGGCUCAGGAGGUAGACAGUUGUCUUAUUCCGUUAGCUCCAGUUUUUUAUUUUAUCAUGCCUCCCAGCCUUCUCAAACCGUUGUUCAGCAUGCCCAGCCACUCUCAUCCGUGCCGCCCGGCUCUAGUUCGGGCAAGAGAAAGUCCGACUUCCAGAAUAAGAAGAAAGGAAAGAAGGGAAAUUUUGAUAGGCGCGACAACUGAUCCUCCACUGGCCAAGCCUACACGAAAUGCGCAGAAGACUGGGGGUCAGGCCCGUGUCUAUACCAUUACCCAUGAUGAGGCCGCCCGCAACACAGGUACUAUGUCCGGAAUACUUUCUAUCUCCAACGUGCUUGUCUUUGCAUUAUGUGAUACUGGUGCUACCCAUUCCUUUAUUUCUUCUCGUUGCUUGGAGGCCUUAUCUAUUAGCACUGUGAAUUCUUGUGAUCCUCUCGAGGUUAGUUUAGCCUCGGGAAAAAUUAUUAUCUCUGAUUCAGUGGUUCACAAUCUUCCUAUUUGUAUUGGUGGUCGAGUUCUGGAGGCCGACGUGUAUGUAAUUGAAAUGCGAGAUUUUGACGUGAUCUUGGGCAUGGGCUGGCUCACCCGUUAUCGAGCUGAUAUCCGGUGCCAAGAGCGCGAAGUCACCCUCUAUCCCGUUUCCGAUCAGCCUGUUGUGUUUUAUGGGGUGAAUUCGAGGACUGUGCCUCGAGUCAUCUCUUUUAUGCAAGCUAGGAAGAGCCUUUCCAAGGGUAGCUGUCAAGGCUAUCUUGUUUCCUUGGUAUCCGAUGUUGUUGAUGAGCGGGUACCUGAGAGAGUAUCCAUCGUUUGCGAAUACCUCGACGCUUUUCCUGAUGAUUUGCCCGGAGGACCACCAGACUGCCAGGUGGAGUUCACCAUUGACCUAAUUCCAGGAGUCGGCCCCAUUUCUAAGGCCGCUUAUCGUAUGGCGCCGAAGGAGCUUCAAGAGCUCAAGGCCCAGAUCCAGGAGUUGCUUAAACUCGAUUUUAUUCAUCCGAGUGUCUCGUCGUGGGGUGCGCCCGUCCUAUUCGUGAAGAAGAAAGAUGGAUCUAUGCGCAUGUGCAUUGACUAUCGGGAGUUGAAUGCCCUUACAGUCAAGAACAAGUACCCCCUUCCCCGUAUUGAGGACCUUUUCGACCAGCUGAGGGGAGCCAGUGUCUUCUCAAAGAUUGAUUUGCGUUCUGGCUAUCAUCAGCUGAAGAUCCGGGAGUCGGAUAUUUCUAAGACUGCUUUUCGUACCCGUUAUGGCCACUAUGAGUUCAUAGUUG
Striga hermonthica is the source of this 1966-nucleotide messenger RNA. Lineage: Eukaryota; Viridiplantae; Streptophyta; Magnoliopsida; Lamiales; Orobanchaceae. The record is from the annotation of a GenBank genome assembly.